Messenger RNA from Guillardia theta CCMP2712, 354 nucleotides. RefSeq lists its product as hypothetical. The record is from RefSeq and is a predicted model, not a curated record. The transcript has 2 exons. The coding region runs from base 1 to 354 and encodes 117 amino acids. NCBI's taxonomy places the organism in Eukaryota, Cryptophyceae, Pyrenomonadales, Geminigeraceae.
AUGGCAGACCACGCAGAUACCAGUCUCAAUGCAGCGCAGGGGGAGGAGCCUCCUUACAAGAAGAACCUUGAGCGUCUCGCGGCCCUCCAGGAGCGUCUCAGCAAGGUGCAGAAGACUGCCGAAUCCCUCCUCGCGACCGUUAGUGGCUCUGGUGGCGAGUACGCCGACAAGCUCAUCUACUCUGAUUUUAAUCGUGUCAAGAGGUUCAUUGAGUCCAACCCAUCGAACAUUCAGCCCGGCCUGUCCUUGGAUGACGACAACACAGUGGAGAUCCGCUUCGUUGUGAAAUUUGAUGACGCAGACGCAGUCACAAGUUCACUGAACAAGCUUAAGAUCUCGACUGAAUCAUCCUAA